Messenger RNA from Suillus subaureus, 720 nucleotides. RefSeq lists its product as uncharacterized. The record is from RefSeq and is a predicted model, not a curated record. The annotation marks the transcript as partial. The transcript is spliced from 3 exons. Lineage: Eukaryota; Fungi; Basidiomycota; Agaricomycetes; Boletales; Suillaceae.
UGUGUUCGAGAGGUUCGAAAACUCGCCAAGGUCGAUAACGGAUGGCAAUUCAGCGCGCUGCAUGCAAAGGCGGAGCAAAUCGAGUGCUUCCGCAUCGAGGAGAUGACAACGGAAAUCGAGGCAGAGGCACCUGUACUGUGGGGACUAUUCGAUGCUGUUUUAUCUGCGGGUCGUGUGAGGACAACAACGAGUACAGAGAGACAGGAUGUGUCCAAGGAAUGGGAGGCAGAGGAAUCUGAGUAUUGGUGUCAAGAAUUACCGGAAAUCAUGUAUCGCGAGCAGAACGGCUUGUCUUUCGUCGAGACGCAGUAAUAAAACUGGUAUGACAUAUGUCAUACCUCCCUUGAUCUGUACUGUCCAGUAUGCUUGGAAUAUUUCUACAUUCGACGCAUGCUCCCGAGAAAGUGAUUGAGACAAUGUCAAGGAUGGGUCUCUCGAUAUCCGUUGAUGCUAUACACGAUGCAAUUUGUGCACUGUCAGCGGAAUCCUGUCGCGCGCUGCAAUACCUGGGCGCGAGACUUCAGAACCAGAAUAGAUGAUCCACGCGUACCAUAACCUAAAAAUUCCACGAUGUAAACCUGAGGAAUUUCUUAGGUAUUUCUAUCAAAUAUUCCAUUUGUUUCACAGUCUGCUGAGCACGGCGUGGUCUGCCGCUGUGGCUGGCAAUUGUUUACAAGUGUUUUCUGCCAGCCGCUGUGGGGAGAGAGAGGAUUAAAGUUG